Molecule: messenger RNA, 1123 nt
Organism: Dunckerocampus dactyliophorus (ringed pipefish)
Lineage: Eukaryota; Metazoa; Chordata; Actinopteri; Syngnathiformes; Syngnathidae
Gene: cbx3a
Product: chromobox homolog 3a (HP1 gamma homolog, Drosophila)
Exons: 5
Coding region: 164-697 (177 amino acids)
Biological process (GO): negative regulation of transcription by RNA polymerase II; chromatin organization
Cellular component (GO): pericentric heterochromatin; nucleus
Molecular function (GO): chromatin binding
Source: RefSeq, a predicted model, not a curated record
GCCGCCGACCGCGUGUUGUUGAGGACUCGCCGUGCAAGCCAACUGAGUUUUUAAUUGGACUUAAAAGGUGAAUACUAAUAUUGAAACCAACUACACUGCAUAUACUGCAGUGCUCCACUUUAAACCGCGCUCUCGUGGAGGCUACUUGUACGACGAGCACAACAUGGGCAAGAAGCAGAAUACCAAGAGUAGGAAGGAUUCACAGGGGGGGCAGGGCACACAAGAGGAACCUGAGGAAUUUGUGGUGGAAAAAGUUCUGGACCAGCGUAUUGUGAAUGGGAAAGUGGAGUUCUUCCUCAAAUGGAAAGGAUUUACAGAAGCCGAUAAUACCUGGGAGCCGGAGGAGAACUUGGAUUGCCCGGAGCUAAUCAACGCUUUUCUGGAAUCUCAGAAGAACAUAAAGGAGAAACCCGCUUCUCUAAAGAGAAAAGCUUCGACAGACGAGCCAGAAAUGGAUGCUAAAAAGAAAGAUGCUUCUGAUAAACCAAGAGGCUUUGCAAGAAACCUUGACCCAGAGAGGAUCAUCGGUGCAACAGACAGCAGCGGAGAGUUAAUGUUCUUGAUGAAAUGGAAAAACUCUGACGAAGCAGACCUGGUCCCAGCCCGCGAGGCCAACACCAAGUGCCCUCAGGUGGUCAUUGCCUUCUAUGAAGAGAGACUAACGUGGCACUCCUGCCCAGAGGAUGAAGCCCAGUAGUAGUGUACUCUGGGCCUCCUUCCACCUUGACCCACCUGAGCUCCCUUUUCCUCAGGACUGACUCUCCUUUGUUGGCCUAGCCUUAUAGUUUUAGCUGUCAUAGUUAUUUGUUUUACCUUUCCAGAAUGUACCGCUUGCAUAGCAUGGCCGCUUAGGAGAGCACCGUUGUUCCAUAUGAUAGAUAUGUUAUCAAAAUAAGUCAUCGUUUUUUUGAUGCAAGUAGCACGAUCAAUUCUGCUGCUUCCAUCCUCGUCCCUGAAUCAUUCAUGGUGUGGAGUGUGGUGGUGAUGGCCCAACUUGUUUUCACCAUGUCAUUUAAAAGGAAGUGCUUUGCCUUUUUCUUUGUCCCCCAAUGAAUUUUUCACAAUGUUUAUGUAAUAUUUUGUGUAAAUAUUGCUUUGAUUCAAAUAAAGUUUUUUGACCAAA